GGUAAAGUGCAGAGGGAGAGAGAGAGAGAGAGAGAAAGGGAAAGAGAGAGAAAGAUGAAAUCAGACAAGAGAGGAGCACUAUACCUAACGCCUUAUUGAUGGAGGUACAGUUUCCUAUCAGAGUACAUCUUCUAGUGGUCAUGAUAUGAUUUUGUUUGUGGCAGUACCCGAUCCCAAGUAAAUAUGCAGAACCUGGCUAGGAUGCGUUUUGGCGGUGUCUUCUCCUGGCUUCACUUCUACUUGCUUUUCUGUUUUACAACUGAACGUACUAUGACAGCUCCCUGUCCGGAACCUUGCAGGUGUACAAGUACAAUGAUACAGUGCUUGGAACCAAACACUAUCAGCACCGUACCCCGUUUGGACUUGCUACAGAUGGCCAAUAUUACUGAAAUAUACAUUGCGAAUCAGAAAGAUUUUAUGAACUUAACUCAGAAUGAUUUGAAAGGCUACAGACGGAUAAGGAAUCUGACCAUAUCCAAUUCCAGCCUUCAGAAUAUCUCCCUGGAUGCAUUCCAAUAUAAUCAGCAACUGUGGUCCAUAAACCUGGCCUACAACUUCCUCUCCAGUUUGUCUUGGAAAGUGUUUCAUGGACUUUCUCUGCAAGAAUUGAUCGUGCGUGGAAAUCCUCUACAGUGUUCCUGUGCAACUCGCUGGCUGCAGGAUAUGAUAGGGAGUGACUGGCUGGAGGUGUGGAAUGAAUCAUCAAGUUGCUUGGAGAAAAUGAACACAACAGAAUGUGGUAAGCCUGAGGUGAGAAUACGGCAUGAGAAUCUCACACUGCUGGAAGGUGGCAAUAUCACUCUUGUGUGCAGUGUGGCAGGAAUCCCAACACCUACAGCAAAGUGGGACCCCAUUGAUCUGGAAUCAGAGAUCACUAUUAAGGAACACCCUGAUUCUGAAGCUGAGAUUUUGCUGAAGAUUCUUAAUGUGUCAGUACAUGAUAAUAUGAGAAACAUCACCUGCUCAGCAGAAAAUGAAGUUGGAUAUGCUGAUUCCUCAGUGCAGCUCAAUGUGUUAUUUCCAGCUGUGAUUCUUUACCUUCAGAAUGCCGUCCCUCAACACCAUUGGUGUAUCCCUUUCUCACUGGAUGGGAACCCACGUCCACUAAUUAGCUGGCACUUCAACAACUCCCGCCUGGUGGAGAAUGACUAUAUCUAUACCAAAGUAAUAGAAGAAGCAAGCAAUUCCACAGAGCUGCAUGGCUGUCUCAUGUUAAACAAGCCCACAAGUGCCAACAAUGGGAACUAUACCCUGAGAGUGAAUAAUACCCUGGGGAGUGAUGAACGAACUGUUGUGGGCAAGUUUAUGCACAAUCCUUUCAGCUUUCACCCAGAAGAACCUGUUGUUGUUUCCCUGUCUCCUGUGGUUGGAAAAAAUAACAGUAUGAAUGGACCAACAGAGAGAGCAGAGGAGCAUACCUUUGGGGUAUCGAUUGCUGUGGGGUUGGCAGUGUUUGCGUGCAUUUUCCUCAGUCUGAUGCUCAUUCUUCUCAACAAGUGUGGGCGUCAGUCCAAGUUUGUCAUGAACCGAACUUCUGUCCUUAUACCCGAAGAUGACUUGCACUUGGGAUUCAUGAAUCCACGUCCUACUCUUGAGGAAAAGCUUGAGGGAAUUAAAGUCAACUUUAUCGAGAAUCCUGACUAUUUUAAUGCGAUCCUGAAAGAUAAAGACACGUGUGUUCAUCAUAUUAAGAGACGUGACAUAGUCCUAAAAUGGGAGUUAGGAGAAGGAGCUUUUGGGAAGGUCUUCCUGGCUGAAUGCUACAAUCUUACUCCUGACCAGAACAGGAUGCUCGUAGCUGUUAAAACACUGAAAGAUGCAACAGACAGUGCCAGAGAAGAUUUUCAGAGGGAGGCUGAACUUCUCACAGUCCUCCAACAUGAACACAUUGUCAAGUUUUAUGGUGUGUGCAAAGAUGGAGAGCCUCUAAUUAUGGUGUUUGAAUACAUGAAACAUGGUGACCUCAAUCGCUUCUUAAGGUCUCAUGGUCCUGAUGCGAAGAUUUUAGAUCACAGUAAAGGGCAACCUUUUGGACAACUGAACUUGACCCAGAUGUUGCAGAUUGCAACUCAGAUUGCAUCUGGAAUGGUGUACCUUGCAUCCUUACAUUUUGUCCAUCGAGACCUGGCUACUCGGAAUUGCCUUGUUGGCGACAACCUGGUUGUGAAAAUUGGAGAUUUUGGAAUGUCUCGGGACAUUUACAGUACCGACUACUACAGGGUUGGAGGACGGACAAUGCUCCCUAUCCGGUGGAUGCCACCCGAAAGUAUAAUGUACAGAAAAUUCACAACAGAAAGUGACAUAUGGAGCUUUGGUGUAGUCCUGUGGGAAAUUUUCACAUAUGGAAAGCAGCCUUGGUACCAGCUCUCUAAUAACGAGGCUAUCGAGUGUAUCACGCAAGGCCGUGAGCUGGAGAGGCCACGGACAUGCCCCAAAGAAGUCUAUGACAUCAUGCAAGGCUGUUGGCAAAGAGAACCUCAACAGAGGCUGAAUAUUAAGGAAGUGCACAGCAGACUACAGGCUCUAUGGAAUGCUCCCCCUGUCUAUCUGGACAUACUGCAGUAACUCACCAUCUCCUCUAUCCUCACUCUCGAUGAUAACAGUAAAGCCUUAAUUCCCCAACCAGAAGCGCUAGCAGUAGAACUCCAGCACUGAUGCCUAGUGGACAUUGAAUCUGCUUUUACAUUUUUUCAGAUAAAUACAUUUUGGAAAUGACACUGUUCUGCUCAGUGUGAAGAUGCUGUUACUUAUUCUGGAGGAACUGAAUGCAGCUUUUGCCUUAAUGAUGCUUGGUGUGUAAAUAAGCUCAUAACAGAGAAGGUAAAUGAUGUGCAGUCACCAUCUCUUUUAAAUUCUUAGAAAGCAAACUAAGGCACAAAGUUAUGGGUCAUUUGUUUUCACAGUUCUCAAUGUUUUCUCUUCUUCUCAGUGAUGAGAAAGAAUAUUUACCUUCACUGGUUGCUUUCUUAUCUGCAUAUCACAGAGGAUUAUAAAUUCUCUUACAAUGCCACCAGUUGAUUCUGCAAGUAGCUGUGUGACUUUCAAGACUGACCAAAUGUUUUUGAAACAUGCCAGCAUUAUAAGCACAAAGAAAAGUGAUGUUAUUCAUAAUUUUAUUGAAAAAUCUGAGAAUCCGUUUUCUUCUUGUAUUAGUUAUGAAGUCCUAAUGAGCUCCUCAGGUUUUUGAAUUUAUUGGACUUGCAGGUUUAUUUGCUACCUUCUUCUAGCUAAGUGUACAGCUAUGUGCAGUACUUUUUUCAGGUUAAUUUGUCUAAGUGAUGGUUGGAACAAAGGCUGCUCAAAAUCAAAUAAUAAAAUCAGAAAUAAAAGAACCAUUUACCCUGGAAUCCAAACAACUAUAAUAUACCUUAUGAAGACUCCAUACUCUGAGACCAGUUUUUCAAAAUCAAAACUCUGGGCAAGAUUCAAUUAAGCCUACACUAAGUGUUCACAAUAUGUAUUCAAUAAAAUUCUUAGCACAUUUUUUUUUUUAAACAGCUUUAUU
Messenger RNA from Protopterus annectens (West African lungfish), 3505 nucleotides. RefSeq names its product neurotrophic receptor tyrosine kinase 1 (gene NTRK1). The coding region runs from base 184 to 2565 and encodes 793 amino acids. The record is from RefSeq and is a predicted model, not a curated record. The transcript has 17 exons. Gene Ontology annotation, biological process: protein phosphorylation; cell surface receptor protein tyrosine kinase signaling pathway; nerve growth factor signaling pathway. Gene Ontology annotation, cellular component: signaling receptor complex; axon; plasma membrane. Gene Ontology annotation, molecular function: ATP binding; neurotrophin receptor activity; transmembrane receptor protein tyrosine kinase activity. NCBI's taxonomy places the organism in Eukaryota, Metazoa, Chordata, Ceratodontiformes, Protopteridae.